Messenger RNA from Nerophis lumbriciformis (worm pipefish), 7353 nucleotides. The record is from RefSeq and is a predicted model, not a curated record. Lineage: Eukaryota; Metazoa; Chordata; Actinopteri; Syngnathiformes; Syngnathidae.
GUACACCAACGACCACUCAUGGACCAACAACUGCAGUCACUUCAGUUCCAUCGCCAGUUGUGUCUAUUGAAGCAACUAUUGAGGAACCUUUUGUUCAAGAAUUGAAUGAUCCCAACAGUGAACAAUACCAAACUCUUCAAACACAAGUGAUAUCAAUGUGUGACUUCAUUUUCUUUGAAACGUUUGGAGGUAUUUUCAUCAGAACCAUUGUUAUUGGAUUCAGGCCACAAAUGGGAAACACUCAAGUAGAGGUGCAGCUACAGUUCAACAAUUCCGUAUCGACUGAUGAAAUUCCAGAAGCUGAUGUGGUGGUAGACACAUUGGUACAGGCUGUAAAUAGUCCCAACAACACUUUCAAUCUUACUUUAGAUUCAGACUCAAUAGCAGUCAUUCAACCAGAAACAACUACCCGUGUAUCCACAACUCAAGGGCCAACAACCAUCCUGGUACCACCAACGAAUGGACCAACUAACAGUACACCAACGGCCACUCAAGGAUCAACAACUGCAGUCACUUCAGUUCCAUCACCAGUUGUGUCUAUUGAAGCAACUGUUGAGGAACCUUUUGUUCCAGAAUUUAAUGAUCCCAACAGUGAACAAUACCAAACUCUUCAAACACAAGUGAUAUCAAUGUGUGACUUCAUUUUCUUUGAAACGUUUGGAAGUAUUUUCAUCGGAACCAUUGUUAUUGGAUUCAGGCCACAAAUGGGAAACACUCAAGUAGAGGUGCUGCUACAGUUCAACAAUUCCGUAUCGACUGAUCAAAUUCCAGAAGCUGUAGUGGUGGUAGACACAUUGGUACAGGCUGUAAAUAGUCCCAACAACACUUUCAACCUCACUUUGGAUUCAGACUCAAUAGCAGUCAUUCAACCAGAAACAACUACCCGUGUAUCCACAACUCAAGGGCCAACAACCAUCCUGGUACCACCAACGAAUGGACCAACUAACAGUACACCAACGACCACUCAUGGACCAACAACUGCAGUCACUUCAGUUCCAUCACCAGUUGUGUCUAUUGAAGCAACUGUUGAGGAACCUUUUGUUCCAGAAUUUAAUGAUCCCAACAGUGAACAAUACCAAACUCUUCAAACACAAGUGAUAUCAAUGUGUGACUUCAUUUUCUUUGAAACGUUUGGAAGUAUUUUCAUCGGAACCAUUGUUACUGGAUUCAGGCCACAAAUGGGAAACACUCAAGUAGAGGUGCAGCUACUGUUCAACAAUUCCGUAUCGACUGAUCAAAUUCCAGAAGCUGAUGUGGUGGUAGACACAUUGGUACAGGCUGUAAAUAGUCCCAACAACACUUUCAACCUCACUUUGGAUUCAGACUCAAUAGCAGUCAUUCAACCAGAAACAACUACCCGUGUAUCCACAACUCAAGGGCCAACAACCAUCCUGGUACCACCAACGAAUGGACCAACAAACAGUACACCAAUGACCACUCAUGGACCAACAACUGCAGUCACUUCAGUUCCAUCACCAGUUGUGUCUAUUGAAGCAACUGUUGAGGAACCUUUUGUUCCAGAAUUUAAUGACCCCAACAGUGAACAAUACCAAACUCUUCAAACACAAGUGAUAUCAAUGUGUGACUUCAUUUUCUUUGAAACGUUUGGAAGUGUUUUCAUCGGAACCAUUGUUACUGGAUUCAGGCCACAAAUGGGAAACACUCAAGUAGAGGUGCAGCUACAGUUCAACAAUUCCGUAUCGACUGAUCAAAUUCCAGAAGCUGAUGUGGUGGUAGACACAUUGGUACAGGCUGUGAAUAGUCCCAACAACACUUUCAACCUCACUUUGGAUUCAGACUCAAUAGCAGUCAUUCAACCAGAAACAACUACCCGUGUAUCCACAACUCAAGGGCCAACAACCAUCCUGGUACCACUAACGAAUGGACCAACUAAUAGUACACCAACGACCACUCAUGGACCAACAACUGCAGUCACUUCAGUUCAAUCACCAGUUGUGUCUAUUGAAGCAACUGUUGAGGAACCUUUUGUUCCAGAAUUUAAUGAUCCCAACAGUGAACAAUACCAAACUCUUCAAACACAAGUGAUAUCAAUGUGUGACUUCAUUUUCUUUGAAAUGUUUGGAAGUAUUUUCAUCGGAACCAUUGUUAUUGGAUUCAGGCCACAAAUGGGAAACACUCAAGUAGAGGUGCAGCUACUGUUCAACAAUUCUGUAUCGACUGAUCAAAUUCCAGAAGCUGAUGUGGUGGUAGACACAUUGGUACAGGCUGUAAAUAGUCCCAACAACACUUUCAACCUUACUUUGGAUUCAGACUCAAUAGCAGUCAUUCAACCAGAAACAACUACCCGUGUAUCCACAACUCAAGGGCCAACAACCAUCCUGGUACCACCAACGAAUGGACCAACUAACAGUACACCAACGACCACUCAUGGACCAACAACUGCAGUCACUUCAGUUCCAUCACCAGUUGUGUCUAUUGAAGCAACUGUUGAGGAACCUUUUGUUCCAGAAUUUAAUGAUCCCAACAGUGAACAAUACCAAACUCUUCAAACACAAGUGAUAUCAAUGUGUGACUUCAUUUUCUUUGAAACGUUUGGAGGUAUUUUCAUCGGAACCAUUGUUAUUGGAUUCAGGCCACAAAUGGGAAACACUCAAGUAGAGGUGCAGCUACAGUUCAACAAUUCCGUAUCGACUGAUCAAAUUCCAGGAGCUGAUGUGGUGGUAGACACAUUGGUACAGGCUGUGAAUAGUCCCAACAACACUUUCAACCUCACUUUGGAUUCAGACUCAAUAGCAGUCAUUCAACCAGAAACAACUACCCGUGUAUCCACAACUCAAGGGCCAACAACCAUCCUGGUACCACCAACGAAUGGACCAACUAACAGUACACCAACGACCACCCAUGGACCAACAACUGCAGUCACUUCAGUUCCAUCACCAGUUGUGUCUAUUGAAGCAACUGUUGAAGAACCUUUUGUUCCAGAAUUUAAUGAUCCCAACAGUGAACAAUACCAAACUCUUCAAACACAAGUGAUAUCAAUGUGUGAUUUCAUUUUCUUUGAAACGUUUGGAGGUAUUUUCAUCGGAACCAUUGUUAUUGGAUUCAGGCCACAAAUGGGAAACACUCAAGUAGAGGUGCAGCUACAGUUCAACAAUUCCGUAUCGACUGAUCAAAUUCCAGAAGCUGAUGUGGUGGUAGACACAUUGGUACAGGCUGUAAAUAGUCCCAACAACACUUUCAAUCUUACUUUGGAUUCAGACUCAAUAGCAGUCAUUCAACCAGAAACAACUACCCGUGUAUCCACAAGUCAAGGGCCAACAACCAUCCUGGUACCACCAACGAAUGGACCAACAAACAGUACACCAACGACCACUCAUGGACCAACAACUGCAGUCACUUCAGUUCCAUCACCAGUUGUGUCUAUUGAAGCAACUGUUGAGGAACCUUUUGUUCAAGAAUUUAAUGAUCCCAACAGUGAACAAUACCAAACUCUUCAAACACAAGUGAUAUCAAUGUGUGACUUCAUUUUCUUUGAGACGUUUGGAAGUAUUUUCAUCAGAACCAUUGUUAUUGGAUUCAGGCCACAAAUGGGAAACACUCAAGUAGAGGUGCAGCUACAGUUCAACAAUUCCGUAUCGACUGAUCAAAUUCCAGAAGCUGAUGUGGUGGUAGACACAUUGGUACAGGCUGUAAAUAGUCCCAACAACACUUUCAAUCUUACUUUGGAUUCAGACUCAAUAAAAGUCAUUCAACCAGAAACAACAACCCGUGUAUCCACAACUCAAGGGCCAACAACCAUCCUGGUACCACCAACGAAUGGACCAACAAACAGUACACCAAUGACCACUCAUGGACCAACAACUGCAGUCACUUCAGUUCCAUCACCAGUUGUGUCUAUUGAAGCAACUGUUGAAGAACCCUUUGUUCAAGAAUUUAAUGAUCCCAACAGUGAACAAUACCAAACUCUUCAAACACAAGUUAUAUCAAUGUGUGACUUCAUUUUCUUUGAAACGUUUGGAAGUAUUUUCAUCAGAACCAUUGUUAUUGGAUUCAGGCCACAAAAGGGAAACACUCAAGUAGAGGUGGAGCUACAGUUCAACAAUUCUGUAUCGACUGAUCAAAUUCCAGAAGCUGAUGUGGUGGUAGACACAUUGGUACAGGCUUUGAAUAGUCCCAACAACACUUUUAACCUCACUUUGGAUUCAGACUCAAUAGCAGUCGUUCAACCAGAAUCAACUACCCCUGGAUCCACAACUCAAGGGCCAACAACAACCCUGGUGCCAACAGUUAAUGGACCAACAACCACCCUGGUAUCAACAACUAAUGGACCAACAUUCACCACAUCACAUGGGCAACAAACUACCAUGGUACCAACAACUAAUGGACCAACAAACAUCCAGUCAACAACAACUCAUGGACCAAUUAUCACCCUGGUACCAACAACUCAUCGGCAAACAGCUACCCAUGUACCGACAACUCAGGGACCCACAACCACCCUGAUAUCAACUACUCGUGGACCAACAACAGCCCUGGUGCCAACAGCUCAUGGGCAAACAUUCACUCAGGUCUCCACAACAAAUGGGCAACAAACCACCCUGGUACCAACAACUCAUGGACCAUUAACCACCCUGGUACCAACAACUACUGGACCAACAGCCACCCAUGUACCAGGAACUCAGGGACCAACAACCACCCUGGUACCAACAAGUCAUGAACCAACAACCACACAGGUAUCCACAACUCAGGGGCAAACAACCACCCUGGUACCAACAACACUCUUAGUACCAACAACUAAUGGACCAACAACAACUCUGUUAACAAUUAAUGGGCAAACAGCCACCCAGAUACCAACAACUAAUAGACCAACAACCACACAGUUAACAACUCAUGGACCAACAACCACCAUGGUAUCAACAACUAAUGGACCAACAUUCACCCAGGUCCCCACAUCAAAUGGGCAACAAAUCACCCUGGUACCAACAAUUCAUGGACCAUUAACCACCCCGGUACCAACAACUAAUGGACCAACAGCCACCAAUGUACCAACAACUCAUGAACCAACAACCACCCUAGUACCAACAAGUCAUGAACCAACAACCACCCAGGUACAAACAACUCAUGGGCAACCAACCACCUUGGAACCAAUAACUCAAGGGCCAACAACCACCCAGGUUUCCACAACUCACGGGCCAACAACUACACAGGUACCCACAAAUCAUAGGACAACAACCACCCAGGUUUCUAUAACUAAUGGACAAACAACAACCCUGGUACCAACAACUAAUGGACCAACAACAACUCUGUUAACAAUUAAUGGGCAAACAGCCACCCAGAUACCAACAACUAAUGGACCAACAAUCUUCCAGUUAACAACAACUCAUGGACCAACAACCACCAUGGUGUCAACAACUAAUGGACCAACUUUCACCCAGGUCUCCACAACAAAUGGGCAACAAACCACCCUGGUACCAACAAUUAAUGGACCAUUAACCACCCCGGUACCAACAACUAAUGGACCAACCGCCACCCAUGUACCAACAACUCAUGGACCAACAACCACCUUGGUACCAACAACUCAUGGACCAACAACACUCCUGGUACCAACAACUCAUGGGCAAACAACCACUUUGGAACCAAUAACUCAAGGGCCAACAACCACCCAGGUUUCCACAACUCACGGGCCAACAACUACACAGGUAACCACAACUCAUAGGCCAACAACCAUUCAGGUAUCCACAACUAAUGGACAAACAACCACCGAGUUAACAACAACUCAUGGACCAAUAACCACCCUGGUAUCAACAAUGAAUGGACCAACAUUCAACCAGGUCUCCCCAACUCAGGGCCAAACAACCACCCUGGUACCAACAACUCAUGAGCAAACAACCACCCUGGUACCAACAACACUCCUGGUACCAACAACUCAUGGGCAAAUAACCACCUUGGAACCAAUCACCCACACAACCACAACUCAUGGACCCACCACCUCCCAGACCCCCACGACGCAUGAGCCAACAACUACCCAUGGGCCAACCACCAUCCAGGUGCCUGCAACUAAUGGACCAACAACAAUCCAUGCACCAACAACAAUGCAUGGGCCCACACCAACUACUCUGACACCAAUGACUUCUGUAACCACUGCUGCAGCCACUUCUUCACAACCUGUUGUCAUUCUUUCUGCAACUUUGGAGGUAGUUUUUACGGAAGAUUUCAACAAUAUUACUAGUGUGCAGUACAGAGAUCUUGAAACACAAGUUGUCUCUGCGUGCAACAUGAUCUACAGGGAGAGAUUUGGUCUAAUCUUCCUCCGCACCUUCGUCAUCAGAAUUAUCCGUGCGGUCGUCAUCACGCGAAUGGACAACACGCAAGUGGACGUGGGACUCGAGUUCAGAGACAUUGAGUCAACCCCACAGAACGACGACGUUGUUACCACCUUGGAGGAAACGCUGAGGCAACCCAACAACUCGUUAAACAUCAGCAUCGUUCAGGACUCCAUUAAAGUCAUACAAUCCCCAAAUAGAGCAAAUUCAACGACGGCAAAACCUUCUUCCACCACCAAAAAGACAACGAUGACGCCAGUGCAGCUAACAACGCGGACGUUAAGGUUUACGUCUGACGAGACGUUUACCAGUGACUUGCUCAAUCAGUCGUCAGCUGCAUUUGUUGACCGAGCGAGGAUAAUCAAGACGACGCUUGAGCCUUUCUACAGCAGGGCCUUCUCAUCGUUCAACUCUUUGACAGCAACGUCAUUUAGUAAUGGCUCAAUCAUCAACAACAUGGACCUGAGGUUCACUUCGGGGUCGGUGCCCAACAACACCGCCAUUGGGAAUGUUUUGAUUGCCGCUGCGCCGAACAUCACGGCGUUCAACGUAAACACCACGUCCAUUUUUGUGAACGGCAUGCAAGUUUCAAGCGGAGCGAGCCACUUGACGAGCAUCAUCGGCGCAUCCUGCCUUGGGCUGUUGUCAUGGUUACUGUCCUGCCAGCACUAGCAUCAACCCCAGUGUAUUAUUUUAAUAUAUAGAUCGAUCGGUAAUAUAUAUUUUCAUUGCAUUUAGCGUUUCAGAAUCAAACAAUGGUGACAAUAAUCCAAAAUAGGCAAGUAUUGAGGUUUGUUUGGGUAGCUAAUAAGAUAUUAAGUGAAGAUGUGUAUUCCUGCAACGCAAUAUCACAUUACUGGCUGUGCUGUACAACAAUGUAAUGGGUAAACAAAUACACAAAUCACACUAUAUUUGCUCGUAUUUGCAAUUACUUUAAUUCCCAAAUGGUUUUUUUAAAUAUGACAAAGUAUAUUGCUCAUAACAUCCUGAAUGAAAAUUGCUUCUCUGUGCAAAAAACUAUUAAAAAACUUAAACGCAUGAUUCAUCAUUUUCUUUUUUGUAUAAAUAACAC